Molecule: messenger RNA, 156 nt
Organism: Chondrus crispus (carragheen)
Lineage: Eukaryota; Rhodophyta; Florideophyceae; Gigartinales; Gigartinaceae
Exons: 1
Coding region: 1-156 (51 amino acids)
Source: RefSeq, a predicted model, not a curated record
AUGGUCGCAGUAGGCUUGCCAUACAACGAUCCCCUUCGAGAAGGAGCUUGGCCAACCUUACCUGUUGCAUGUACAGUAUGUGUGCGCAGUCAGGACCCUUGUCGACGGGCUGCCAUAACUACGAUAAAAUUUCAGGUCAGAGCAGUUGCCAAAUAA